Molecule: messenger RNA, 1789 nt
Organism: Acomys russatus (golden spiny mouse)
Lineage: Eukaryota; Metazoa; Chordata; Mammalia; Rodentia; Muridae
Gene: C3ar1
Product: complement C3a receptor 1
Exons: 2
Coding region: 205-1659 (484 amino acids)
Biological process (GO): phospholipase C-activating G protein-coupled receptor signaling pathway; positive regulation of cytosolic calcium ion concentration; inflammatory response
Cellular component (GO): plasma membrane
Molecular function (GO): complement component C5a receptor activity; complement component C3a receptor activity; G protein-coupled receptor activity
Source: RefSeq, a predicted model, not a curated record
UUAAGAUGUGACUCAGGGAAAGGAGCUUCCUGUGCAGUCAGAUAGCUGCCUCACUCCUGAGUUCCCUUUAUUCUGGGAAAAGUAAGCGCUCAGCAACUUCAUGACUUCAUUUCGGCUAAGUGUGGGGACCAGAUAGGAUUUGUUGGGACCUCGGAGAUCAGUUCUGGAGCCUUCUGCUUCCACCUCAGUGGCUUCGGCUUGGCAAUGGAGCCUUUCCUUGCUGACACCAAUUCAACUGACCUACACUCGCCACCUUUGCUUAAACCCCAAGACAUUCUCUCCGUGGUCAUUCUGGCCCUCACAUGUUUAUUGGGACUGCCAGGCAAUGGGCUGGUGCUCUGGGUGGCUGGCCUAAAGAUGAGGCGAACCGUGAACACAGUUUGGUUUCUCCAUCUCACCCUGGCCGACUUCCUCUGCUGCCUCUCCCUGCCCUUCUCCUUGGCUCACUUGAUUCUCCGAGGACACUGGCCCUACGGCUUGUUCCUAUGCAAACUUAUCCCAUCCAUCAUCGUCCUCAACAUGUUUGCCAGUGUCUUUUUACUUACUGCCAUUAGCCUGGACCGCUGUCUGAUGGUACACAGGCCAAUCUGGUGCCAGAACCAUCGGAACGUGAGGACAGCCUUCAUCAUCUGUGGAUGUGUUUGGGUGGUGGCCUUCGUGAUGUGUGUACCCGUAUUUGUAUACCGUGAUCUGUUUGUUACAGGCAAUCAUAGCAAAUGUAGCUAUAACUUUUACUCCCCCGGGUCAUUUGAUUAUUUGGACUACAUGUACAAUCCAAUGCUACCAGAAAGCAAUUCUACUGUCAACCCCACUGCUCAGCAAACUGGAAAAAUGGAUGACAGGUCAGGUCCUUCCUCAUUCCCAGCACAUGAUCUCCAUGAGACAGCUACCACUGCCCUCCGGGCACAAACAUUCCGAAGAUCUCUCGAAGAUUCAUUCCUUCUAUAUGCAGGGAGACUACCUAGUCAACAACCCCAUUAUGGUGUAGAGCCUCCUAGUGUGCUCGAACCUGUCGCACCCAGUGGGUUUCCUGUUGAAGAUCGCAAAACCAACACACGCAACGCCGAUGCUUUUCUCUCUGUUCAUAUGCAGCUUUCCUCUACUUCUUCAAGCAGUCAUUUAUACCACCCUGAGCUGUCAUAUGAUUUCCAGGAUGAUUACUUGAGCCAAUUCAUGUAUGACAAUCAUAUGUCAGCACCUCUGGUGGCGAUAACCAUCACAAGGCUGGUGGUGGGCUUCCUGGUGCCCUUCUUCAUCAUGGUAGCUUGUUACAGCCUCAUUGUCUUCCGAAUGCGAAAAACCAACUUCACCAAGUCUCGGAGUAAGACCUUUCGGGUUGCCCUAGUGGUGGUGACUGUCUUUUUUGUCUGCUGGACUCCAUACCAUAUCGUUGGAGUCCUGUUUCUGAUUCCUGACCCAGACAGUCCGUUGAAGGAAGCUGCGAUAACCUGGGACAACAUGUCCAUUGCUUUAGCAUCUGCCAAUAGCUGCUUCAACCCCUUCCUUUAUGCCCUCUUGGGGAAAGACUUUAGGAAGAAAGCAAGACAGUCCAUAAAGGGUGUUCUGGAGGCAGCCUUCAGUGAAGAGCUCACGCACUCUACCAGCUGUACCCAGGACAAGGCUUCUUCAAAAAGAUACAAUAUGAGUACCGAUGUGUGAAGAUGUGGCCCUGGAGACCUAGGUGGACAUUCUCAGGUGAAUGCUAGCAAAGGAUGACAUCUGAGCAGGACACUUUAAACGAUCUAGUGACUCUUGGAAAGAAGUCUCUGACUAGCAACAUCAGCAUCAU